This is a messenger RNA of Varanus komodoensis (Komodo dragon), 3804 nucleotides long. RefSeq names its product MARVEL domain containing 2 (gene MARVELD2). Gene Ontology annotation, cellular component: apical plasma membrane; cytoplasmic vesicle; bicellular tight junction. Gene Ontology annotation, biological process: bicellular tight junction assembly. Bases 915 to 2561 code for a protein of 548 amino acids. NCBI's taxonomy places the organism in Eukaryota, Metazoa, Chordata, Lepidosauria, Squamata, Varanidae. The record is from RefSeq and is a predicted model, not a curated record. The transcript has 8 exons.
AGAUGGAGUUAUGGAUUACUCUGAAAGAAACGAGUGGGCCUCUGCACUUGAUUGUCCUGAUAUGUAACCUAUGUUGCAAACAAGAAACUGUUAGAGCACAAUAUGGAGCAACAGAAUGACUUCUUAUAGGCAGAGCUGUCAGACAAGGGUGCAUUUAUCUCUCUAUCUGUUCAAUCUGCAUGCAUAAUUUACCAUAAGAAAAGAUGGACUAGGGUCAGAGGAAGGAGGAGUGAAAAUAGGCAGAUAAAGUGGGAAGUUAAGAUAUAUGAUAAUGCCAUAUUACUGGCAGACAACAGCAAUGAAUUGAAGCAACUCCUGAUGCAAGUAAAGGAAGGUGCAAAAGCAGGACUGCAAUUGGACAUCAAGAAAACAGAGAUCAUGACUACAGAAGAAUGACACAACUGCAAUGUCAACAAAGCCAAAAUUAAUGACUUGGCUCAAUUAUUAAUUCAAAUGGAGACGGCAGCCAAGAAAUUAGAAGAAGACAAAGACUUGGAAGGGCAGCAAUGAAGGAACUAGAAAAGAUCAAGUAUAAGGCUAUUUCACUGUAAACCAAGCCCAAGAUUGUCCACACUAUUUCUGGUCACUAUCUUUAAGUGUGAAACCUGGACAGUGAAGAAAGCUGAACAGAAGAAAAUCGAUGCCUAUGAACUAUGAUAGUAGAGAAGAGCUUUGUAAAUACCUUGGACUGACAGAAAGAUGAACAAAUGGGUCCUAGAUCAAAUCAAGCCAGAAUUUGUCCUGAAGUAAAACUGUUGGAACUAAAGCUGUCAUACUUUGGGUGCAUCAUGAGAAGACAUUGUCAUAGCUGGGGAAGGAUGUACAAGCAUUCAAACCUCUAUGAAUGGGGGCUGCAGGGAAUGUUCGUUCAUUGAAUCCAAACCAACUAUUGGAGGAAGGUGAAAAGGUCACAAAUGUCCUCAAGGAAUACAACCUCAGAGCGUAGACCAGGACAUCAUGGUCGAUCUGUCCACUAUGAUGAAGUGUAUGUGGAUUCUCCUUCAGAAGAAGGUACCAAAAGGAGUUUUCAAGAGGCUGAACAGAUAGUGAAUGCGGAUCCCUUACCUCCACCACCUCUUCCCCUUCAGCCACCCUUUGGGCCUGAAUUUUACCCAAGUGACAGUGAAGAACCAGCUGAAAUCUCUGAUCUCAAGCCAGUGCGAAAAUUCAUUCCAGACUCAUGGAAAAAUUUCUUCAAAGGGAAAAAAGAUGAACCUGAAUGGCGCAAGCCAGUAUCUGCAAUUUCUGGUGGAGCUGAAUGUUCUCCACCAUCUUCUCCAACUCUUACUCCAGUGAGACCAGCCCAUACAUCACCUCCAAGCUCUUAUCAGGAUCCAUAUGGAGGAUCCGGGGGAAGCUACAAUUCACACAAAGAAGCUGAAGCCAUACUUCCUCAGGAUUCCUAUGGCUCUCUUGGAAGGCAUACUCAAACAGCUCUGACUUACAGUGAGAAAGUUGAGGCUUUUAAUCUGAGAUACUCUUACAUGAAGUCCUGGGCAGGAUUGCUCAGGAUCUUGGGUGUUGUUGAACUGCUUUUGGGUGCCGCUGUAUUUGCCUGCAUCACAGCUUACAUUCACAAGGACAAUGAGUGGUACAAUAUGUAUGGCUACUCACAGCCAUAUAGUUAUGGGGCAAGCAGCAUGUAUGGAAGUUAUUAUUAUAGUGGCCCUAAAACUCCCUUUGUUCUUGUUGUGGCAGCACUUGCUUGGAUAGUGACUAUUAUACUUCUAGCACUUGGCAUGUCAAUGUAUUACAGGACUAUUCUUCUAGAUUCCCACUGGUGGCCUCUGACUGAAUUUGGAAUCAAUGUUGUUUUGUUUAUUUUGUAUAUGUCUGCUGCUAUUGUCUAUGUAAAUGAUGCUAACAGAGGAGGACUUUGCUACUACCCAUUAUUUAACACACCACUGAAUGCAGCAUUUUGUCGAAUAGAAGGGGGGCAGACUGCUGGAAUUAUCUUCUUGUUUGCAACAAUGAUCAUUUAUCUGAUUGGUGCAAUAGUUUGCCUAAAAUUAUGGAGACAUGAAACUGCACGGAGGCAUAGAGAGUUCAUGGAACAACAGAUGAAGACCCAAUCAUCCACACCAAAAAUAAUGUAUGAAAAAGACAGCCCCAAAGUAGCAAUCAGCCCAAAGACAUUGAAACCUGUGGAAAUGAAACCUGAACUAAUCAAUGGCUACAUACCAGCAGGACAUAUCCCUAAACCCAUAGUGAUGCCAGACUAUUUAGCAAAGUACCCAGCAAUUCGUACAAAUGAAGAAAGGGACCGCUAUAAAGCUGUUUUUAAUGAUCAGUUUUCUGAAUAUAAAGAGCUUUCUGCUGAGGUUCAGGCUGUCUUAAAGAAAUUUGAUGAACUAGAUGCACUGAUGAGGAAGCUGCCUCAGCAUCCCGGAAACACUCUUGAACAUGAGAGAAUUGCAAAUGUUUUGCUUCAGUAUAAAAAGAAGAAAAAUGAUCCCACAUUUCUGGAGAAAAAGGAACGAUGUGAAUAUCUAAAGAACAAACUUUCUCACAUAAAACAAAGAAUCCAGGAAUAUGAUAAAGUUAUGAAUUGGAAUGCUUAGAGUGCCUCUAAGUUUACCUACAAGUUUUUUGCCCAAUUUUUCUAUUUAUUUAUUUUCACAACAGUAUAAACAUUCUAAUGUGAAACAGAUUAGUACUUCAGUCAUUGUCAGUCGCUAUUUAAAUCUUGUACAUUUAUGAAAAGUCUUGCAUACUUGAACAUACACAAUCUUACUCAACAAUUUCCCCAUAAGUCCUACAUAUUCAAAUUAAAGAAUGUUGGAAGUGUAGUACCUGUAAAUCUAGGCAAAAAUCUUAGUAAUUAUGUUUAGCUUUCAGUUUCUUUAUUAGAAUAAAUUGAUCAGCAUGCAGUAAUGACAAAGCCAAUCAAGCUCCAUCUAAUUUUGUUGCAUCCCACAAAAAAUUCUGAGUGAUGCAAAUGCCAUUUGUCCUGAAUUUUAAAAUAACUGUCAUUCUCAUGUAUCAUUUGUUAGCAGCAAAUUUGUCAGGGACAAGUUUUCUGAAUUUUGUGUGGACCAUCUGGAUGGUGGUGGUAACCAGCCUUCACAAUCUGAUCCUGAGUUCAUAAAAGGAGUAGAAUGCAAAAACAAACUUAUAUCUAGUCUAAAACACAACAGAUGAACUUUAAAAACAUGGUAAGACAAUAGUUUUAUUGCAGAAGCAUCCCAAUUUCAUGCAAUGCUAAGAUAUUUUGAGUAUUAAUAUUUAGAACAGUAAUUGGUGUCUACUUUCUGAUGAAAAACAUUUAUACUCAAAAUGACAGACAUGAAAAUGGAGCACUACUGAAAAUAAAGCAGAUUUGUUCUUUGCCACUUGGUGCUGCCUUCCUUUCCUGCUGACAUGUAUGUACUAGGGAACUGCUGGUGCAGCCACUUGUCAGGUGGUGGACAAUUUAAAGCUUUCUCUCUUUGGAGGAAAAGGAUUACUGUGAACAGUAGACACCUGUCCACACUGUGUCUUAAGAUUAACAUUUGCAAUGAUAUGUUCUCAUCCCAUGACCUUUUUGAUAUAAGACUUUUAGCCUAAGACAACCAAAUGCUGACCUUUGUACUGCCUUUACAAAACAUCUUGACUAGUUAGAGGAACUGAAAGUGUUAGUCACUUUCUCUUUGUUUAUAAAAGCACAAUUGAAUCAUAUUAUGAGCCUUUAUUGUAAAAUGGUAUUUUUACAGUCUGUAAACAAAUUAUAAUUCAGAACUUCUUGUCUAAACCCUUCAACAAGAGACCAUAUUAUCUUUCAAUUAUGUAUUUUGUUGAAAUUUUAUAUAUUUUAAUAGAAGCUGU